Molecule: messenger RNA, 1683 nt
Organism: Lottia gigantea (owl limpet)
Lineage: Eukaryota; Metazoa; Mollusca; Gastropoda; Lottiidae
Exons: 14
Coding region: 1-1683 (560 amino acids)
Biological process (GO): transmembrane transport; sodium ion transport
Cellular component (GO): membrane
Molecular function (GO): symporter activity
Source: RefSeq, a predicted model, not a curated record
AUGUCGGAAGGAUAUAGCUAUCAAACCAGAACGAUUAAACCAUUUAGUGCUUGGGAUUAUGUGAUUUUUGCUCUAAUAUUGGUCAUUUCGGCAGGAAUUGGAUUUUAUUUUGCGUUUAAAGACAGAAAAAAGAAAAACAUCCAGGAGUUUCUACUAGCAGGUCGGAAUAUGAGUCCGUUUCCAGUUGCUCUGUCUUUAUUAGCCAGUUUUAUGUCAGCUAUCACCUUGUUGGGAACACCAUCUGAGAUGUACAGAUUUACCACUAUAUAUUUUUGGAUUGGUUUAUCAUACCUGUUUGUUGUUGCUGGAGCAGCACAUAUAUUUAUUCCUAUAUUCUAUAAUUUACAAGUUACCAGUGCUUAUGAGUAUCUUGAGAAACGAUUUAGUAAAGGUGUAAGAACUGCUGGAUCUAUGACCUUUGCAACUCAAAUGGUGUUGUAUAUGGCCAUUGUACUAUAUGCUCCAUCAUUAGCUUUGAACGCAGUAACUGGUUUUACAUUAUGGGGGUCAGUUAUAUCAGUUGGUGUUGUAUGCACUAUUUAUACAGCUUUUGGUGGUAUGAAAGCUGUACUGUGGACAGAUACCUUCCAAGUUUUUAUGAUGUUAACUGGUUUAAUAGCUGUAUUAAUUCGAGGAAGCAUGCUCGUCGGAGGAUUUGGUAAAGCAUGGGAAAUUGCUGCUAAUUCUUCAAGAGUAGAAUUCUUCGAUUUUAGUCCCGAUCCAUCCGUACGACACAGUGUUUGGUCCCUCGCUAUUGGUGGAUUUUUCACAUGGGUUGCUAUUUAUGGAACAAACCAAGCUCAGGUACAGAGAACGUGUACGUGUCCCACAUUACGUAAAGCUCAGAUUGCCAUGUGGUUGAAUUUUCCGGGUUUAUGUGCUAUAUUAUAUUUAUCAUGUUUAAUUGGUAUUGUCAUGUAUGCUUUUUAUUCUACGUGUGAUCCAUUACAGUAUGGUCUUGUAGGUGCAGCCGAUCAGUUACUUCCCUUAUUUGUAAUGGAUACAUUGGGUGACUAUCCUGGAUUACCUGGUGUGUUUGUUGCCUGUUUAUUCAGUGGUGCUUUAAGUACUAUAUCAUCAGGAUUAAACUCACUAGCUGCCGUAUUUUUAGAAGAUGUUAUUAAAGCCUAUAUAUUUAAGGAUUUAAGACAAGAACGUGCUACGUUAAUCUCAAAAGUUUUGGCUGUAAUAUUUGGUAUUAUAUGUUUAGGAUUAACAUAUGUUGCUUCCUUAUUAGGAAGUGUUUUACAGGCAGCUCUGUCUCUGUUUGGUAUGAUUGGAGGACCUUUAUUGGGUACAUUCACUCUUGGAAUGCUCUUCCCUUGGGCCAAUAAAUGGGGAGCGUUUAGUGGGUUAUUUACUGGUCUAGUAUUUAUGUUUUGGAUUGGUGUUGGUGCUCAGGUUUAUAAACCGCCAAAUCCUAGACCACCACUCUAUAUUCAUGGUUGUAACUGGACUCUCGUUCCCACCACUACCACUAUAGUCCCGGAAUCUCCCACUCUUGGUCCCGAACCAUCAGCUGAUUAUUAUCUAUACACAGUUUCUUAUCUAUGGUACAGUGCUACUGCUGUUGCUACAACAUGUAUUGUUGGUAUGGUGGUAAGUUUGAUAACAGGUACGUUUCCUACCUAUCAUGUAGUCACCCAUAUAGUUUUAACUUUUACCAAUCUUAAUUCUGUUUGA